Messenger RNA from Tachysurus fulvidraco (yellow catfish), 2176 nucleotides. RefSeq names its product tripartite motif-containing protein 16-like. The record is from RefSeq and is a predicted model, not a curated record. Bases 67 to 1833 code for a protein of 588 amino acids. NCBI's taxonomy places the organism in Eukaryota, Metazoa, Chordata, Actinopteri, Siluriformes, Bagridae. Gene Ontology annotation, molecular function: zinc ion binding; protein binding. The transcript has 6 exons.
CUCUCUCUCUCUCUCUCUCUCUCUCUCUCUCUCUCUAUCUGUGUGUGUGUGUGUGUGAGCAGGAAAAUGGCAAAGGCCAAUAUUUCAGUAGAUCAGGAUCAGUUGAGCUGUCCAAUUUGUCUGGAUCUUCUGAAUAAUCCAGUGACUACUCCCUGUGGUCACAGUUUCUGUAAGGUGUGUAUUAAUGGCUGCUGGGAUCAAGAGGAUGUAAAGUGUGUCUACAGCUGUCCUCAGUGUAGAGAGACUUUCACUCCAAGGCCUGUUCUAUGGAGGAACAACAUGCUGGCUGAAGUGGUGGAGAAACUGAAGAAGACUGAACUCCAAGCUGCUUCUCCUGCUCACUGUUACGCUGGACCUGGAGAUGUGGAGUGUGAUUUCUGCACAGGGAGAAAACACAAAGCUGUCAAGUCCUGUCUGGAUUGUCUGGCCUCCUUUUGUGAAGAUCAUCUUAAACCUCACUAUCUGUCUCCUGCCUUUAAGAAGCACAAGUUAGUUGAAGCCUGUGCAGAGCUCCAAGAGAAGAUCUGCUCUGAACAUAACAAACUGAUGGAGAUCUACUGUCGUACUGACCAAAGCCUCAUCUGUUACUUGUGUAUGAUGGAAGAACACAAAGGCCAUGAUACAGUUUCAGCUAAAGCAGAAAGAACUAAAAAACAGAAUGAGUUAAAGGAGGAGCAGAUGAAAUGCCAGCAGAGGAUCCAGGAGACACAGAAGAAAGUGCAGGAGCUGAAACAAACUGUGGAGUCUGUUAUGAAGCGUUCACAGGUAGCAGUAGAUCACAGUGAGAGGAUCUUUACUCAGCUGAUCAGAUCCAUGAAGAAAAGGCGCUCUGAGAUGAGGGCGCUGUUCAGAGCUCAGGAGGAAGCUGAAUUGAGUCGAGCUGAACGACUCCUGAAUCAACUGGAGCAGGAGAUUGCUGAUCUUAAGAGGAGAAUAACUGAGAUGGAGCUUUCGCACACACACGAUGACAUCCACUUCCUCCAGAGUUUCCCGUCUCUCUGUGUUUUUCCUAAAUGUGACGACUCACUUAGCUUCACUGUCAAUCAACAUCUCUCAUUUGAUGGAGUGAGGAAAUCUCUCUCAGAUCUGAAAAAACGAGUCAAGCAAAUCUGUGAGGAGGAAUUCAACAAAAUCAGACCACAAGGUGAACAAACUAACAUUGCUUCUUUACUGGGAUACAGAAACAUUCAUGUAACUGAAAUAAGAAGUAAGCAGGAACAUGACAAUUGUCAUCUACUCAACUCUGCAGCAGUUCAUGUGAUUUUACCUUCAGAACCAAAGAGCAGAGAACAUUUUCUGCAGUAUUUCCGUUGUCUGACGCUGGAUCCAAACACAGUACAUCAUCAACUCAUUCUGUCUGAGAAGAACAGAGUGGUGACAUGCAGUGAGACACAACAGCGAUACUCUGAUCAUCCAGAGAGAUUUGACUAUUGGACUCAGGUGUUGUGUAAGCAGAGUGUGUGUGGACGCUGUUACUGGGAGGUGGAGUGGAGUGGUAAGGGCAUGGACAUAUCAGUGUCAUAUAAAGAGAUCAGCAGGAAAGGACGGGGUAAUGAGUGUGUGUUUGGACUCAAUAGUCAGUCCUGGAGUCUGUGGUGUUCUUAUUCCUCUGACUUUUUCUGGCACAACAACAGUAAAACUAAGCUCCGUGGUCCAUCAUCCUCCAGAAUAGGAGUGUAUGUGGAUCACAGUGCAGGAACUCUGUCCUUCUACAGCGUCUCUGACACCAUGAGGCUCCUCCACAGAGUCCACACCACAUUCACUCAGCCUCUAUACGCUGGGUUCCGGUUAUGCUAUAAUAACUCAACUCUAAUGUUAUGUGAUCAAGUUUAAUUGUUAGUAAAAGUUCUGAGUCAAAUUAAAAACUGAUGUGUCAGCUUUCUUUUUGAUUUGCAAAAUUAUUUUACAUUUAUAUUAUUAUACUACAUUUUCUGUAUAUAAAAAUACUUUCCUAAAAAAAAAACAGGAUUUUUGUAGAAGUUUUUAAAAAAAUCUCAAAAUAUUCAAGAAAACUUCAAGAUUACUUCUGUUGCUACAGAAAUAAUAAAAUGUAAUUGAUCUUAAAUUAUUUUCUUGCCUUGAAUUGUUACCGUUGUUAACUUAUCGACUGACUAAGUUUUUCUUUGUUUCUCCACUGAUGCCAUUGUUUUUUAUUAAACUUGCACUAUUUGUUUCA